Hippocampus zosterae (dwarf seahorse) is the source of this 2362-nucleotide messenger RNA. It is a transcript of the gene zmat3, whose product is annotated as zinc finger, matrin-type 3. Lineage: Eukaryota; Metazoa; Chordata; Actinopteri; Syngnathiformes; Syngnathidae. Bases 45 to 1520 code for a protein of 491 amino acids. Gene Ontology annotation, molecular function: zinc ion binding; nucleic acid binding. The record is from RefSeq and is a predicted model, not a curated record. The transcript is spliced from 6 exons.
GCCGCUUUUGGGAGACAAGUUGGCCAAGGGAUGCGUCUGCCGUGAUGGCGCUGCAGCUGAGGAACGGUGAUGCGGCGUAUUAUCCGAGCGCACAAUACUGCAGGACUUACACCUCGUCCGCUGUCGGCUACAGGGGCAGCGGCCAUUAUCUGUCCCGUUUGCCAGGUCCGGAGAGCAUGCUGAAGCCCGCUCUCAGCAUCUUCGGCCACGCCCAGCGGCCUUUUCAACACAUGGACUCCCUGCGCCAGCUGGGACCUCCACCGAUGGUGCCUACGCAGCCUCUCGGCCCGCCGCCGGUCAUCCCUACCGCGGCGAUCGGACGGCCAACCGUGGUUGGCGCCCAGACUCUAGUGCCACCUCCCAUGGCUGCUGCUCACACAAUGAGACCUCCUCCCAUUGCCCCCGUCCAUAGUUUAGGUCCGCCGCCAUUGGUUCCGGCUCGGCCUCUCGGGCCGCCUCCUUUGACGCACACCUUGGGACCGCCAUCUCUGGACCCCUCACAAGCAAUGGUGCCUCCAUCUUUAGAGCUCACACAACCGCUGGGGCCUCCCCCUUUGAACCACGCACAUGCGUUGGUUCCCCCCGUGCCUACCGGAGUCAACGGAUUCCCCCUGCCACCCAGCCCCUUGUCCUCCCCGCUAAUCCCGAGCCCAGAAGUCUCACAACUGCCCCUAAGACCCGGACCUCCCCUCAUCUCAUCCCCAGUGUCCGCUCUUCUACCGGGUCCUCUUCCGGGUCAGGCAGCCCCAGUCGGCGAACAGCCCAAGGAAGAGGGCUCUCCUCUGGGUAGGGAAGAGCAGGAGGACGCACCCGCUCUGGAAGAACUUUGCAAACCUUUGUACUGUAAACUCUGCAACGUUACCGUCAACUCGGCUCAGCAAGCACAGGCUCACUACCAGGGGAAGAACCACGGUAAAAAGUUGCGGAAUUUUCGAGCUGGCAGUCAGCAGCCACCAGCCAUCAGGAUCCCCGAAGUCCUGGAGGCAGCCGGACAGACAAACCUCAUCUCAGGAUCCAGUGACACUGAUGCUACGAGGCAGGCGUUCUACAAGGGGCCCACCCGGGUCAUUUUGGCCACAGAGAAUGACUAUUGUAAGCUGUGCGACGCCUCCUUCAGCUCCCUCUUAGUUGCACAGGCGCACUACCAGGGCAAGAACCACGCAAAGAAACUCCGCCUGGCCGAGGCCCAGCAGAACACCGGUAACGUGGACUGUAGUCGCGAAGUAAGCCCAAAAAGGACCUGGAAGGAUGGCAACGAGUACAGACUGGUGAAAAAUCGCCGUAGCCCACAGCUUCCUACCUCCAUGCAAGGGCCGUACUACAACCCCAGACCGAGGCAGCGGAUCCCCCGAGACUUAGCCAUGUGCGUGACCCCCAGCGGACAGUUCUACUGCUCCAUGUGCAACUGCGGCGCCGAACAAGAAACGGACUUCCGACAGCAUUUGGAAAGCAAGCAACACAAAGCUAAAGUGUCCGAGUGGAGGUACCGCAACGAGAUGGAGAACUUGGGCUACAGCUAAGAGGACGGCGGGGGAGGGAGGGGGUUGGGGGGGGGGGGAGACAACGAGGAAAAACACAGCAACAGUGUGACACCAAAGUGGUAGACAGAAAAUAUUUGUUGUGGGCAUUUUACUGAGGGAUUUGUGUCAAAAUGGACACUUUUAAAAUCCCCAUAAGACCAAAAAAAAUUUGCAAUUGACCUUGGUUUUUGUCUAACUCAGGAUGCGGAAGAAUCGAAAGACGUCACGUAGCUUCAGCGCACCGGAUGUUAACGCGAUUGGUUAGAUUAACCAAGAAAAAAAAAAAAUAUAUCGUCUGAUGUAGCCUCGGAACGGGAUCAAAUCCAAAGCACAACCGAGAUCGCGUGGCGGGAAGGCGGCACUUGACGUGUGAUGUGUGAAUUUGUUGACCUUUGCUGACCUUGAGCGGUCCUUUGAUUCAGGCUUCACCCGAGCUGGCCUUGUUUGUGCCUUCAGCCGUAAGGUAAAAGGAAAUAUGACACAGAAGCUUUGAACAAGCGCCCUGGUAAUGUAUUUAAGAUUAGCGAUGAGUUUUCUGUAUUCUUGCGCAAUGCUUUCUAUAUGAAAUCAUGUUCAAAUCGCUGAUUAAAUUGCGUUAGGUCUGUUGUGUGUAUAUAAAAGGAAGUAGGUACACUGAAAAGGCGGUGUGGUCAAUUUACUCCAUUUUUAUUUCAUCAGGUGGUUACGUAAAAUACGAUGAUCUGGAUCCAGAAGUGUUUUUUUUAAGUAAAUGUAUCGUCUGCUUAAAAAAAAAAAUGGUGAGGGUUGAAUGAUUUUAGUUCAGGCAACCGCUUGAGGCAAUAAAAUGGAGUAAAUUCGACAAAACCUUUUUUGUUGUUUUU